AUGGUCCGUAAUGAACAAGGUGGUGGUACCCACACUCAAACCGCACCACUCACGACUACACAAGCGAGACGCACAGAUGCUGUACCCAAGAAGCGUGGCCCAAAGACGGACGUGCUCGAGGCCCUCUUGAAGCGAGUAGACGGCCUUGAGCAGAAAUUGAAAGACCAAAAGUCUGCCGAGUCUGCUUCGAGUUCCGAGAGAGACUCGGCAGCAGCUGAUGAUUCGGCGGACCAAAAGCCUGCUCUCAGAGGUUCUGGGGAUGCGGCAUCCAAUCUAGCAAGUAUCGAAGCCAAUCAGUCACGGCAGGGAGGUGAAUCAGCCAUUUACUCCCCUCCAGCCACAAACGAGCCGUCUCCGGGUGUACAAACGACCGCUUUAUUAGACACGUACUUUACUCGAUUCCAUGCCAAACCUUACCAUGUACUUGAUGAGUCCUCGGUCCGUCAAAGACUACAACUCAAUCAGGUACCAGUAUAUUUGAUGCAUGCCAUCUAUGCUGUCGCGGCAAGGUACACUCCUCAUCCUGGUGGUUACCAAUCAGCAGUCAAACUCAGCGAGGAUUAUGCUGCUCGUGCCAGGGGUGAGAUCGACACGGAUGAGCCGUCUGUCGACGCUCUGCAAUCAUUACUGUUGCUCGUGACUUCGUUCACCGCCGCCGGGAAGGGAAAGAAAGCGUACAUGCUGCUCACCAACGCUGUGGGCAUGGCCAUGGCCCUUGAGCUCCACAGGGAACUGGAUGAUCAAGCCUGCGUCACUCCAGUCGAGCGUGAGGUCCGGAGACGACUGUUUUGGGCAUGCUACCUGCUUGAUAGAUUCAUGGCAUGCGGCUCCAAGCGCCCUUCUCUCAUCGGAGAUCAAACCAUCCUCCUACGCCUGCCCAGCUGGUCACCAAAUCCGUCAAGCCUUCCGGUCGACGGCGAAUUCUUCCAAAGCGGAUCCAACCUCCAGUACCUCCAGGGCAAUGGCAAGAAAUCUCAAGGCAGCAACGGCAUGCUCAUCGACAUUAGUCGUAUCCUCGGCAUAACCAAUCGCUACCUGGCCGCCGGAGGGGUAAAAGGCGACUCCCACUUCCCGUGGCACUCGCUGUCCAAUUUGUCCAAGAUUCGGCAGGACCUGGACGUCUGGGCAUCCGGAACCGAGGAUGCAUUUUCGAGCCUGGACAGCCUCUUUGGACAUCCGGAUUCAACGGUUUUGGUAUUGAGUAAGCUCAUAUACCACUUGAUCCACUGCCUCAUCUAUCGGCCAUUCCUACCGAUCGACUUGGCCGAAUUGGCAGGGACAGGUCAGCACCAAUCCUGGCAAAUAGAGGCGACAAACAUGUGUUUCCUGCAUGCAAAUGCCAUUUCCGAGUUGGUGGAGCUCGGCAACCAGACAGGGAACAUUGAGUGGCCGGCCUUUGUCGGCUAUUGCAUCUGCACGGCCGGCACGGUCCACAUCCACGGUACCCAUUACAACACCACAGGUAUCGCAGGCGAGAUGAGUGUAUUCACCUCGUCCGCCGACUUCCUGUCGCGAGAGAUGCAGCAGCUCAGUGAGCUCCGCUACGCCUGGGCCAGCGUGCAGCACCAGCGCGAAACACUGCAGGGCAUCUACAACGCGCAUUCUGAAUUGGUCAAAAGUCUUUUGAAUAAUCCUAUGCGAUACUCGCCGGUCUUCCACCUCGAAGACUUCUUUGACCGAUACGCCAACAUCGGUGGGCCAGGUGGCCAGACAUUCAACUUUGAUGCCGCUAAUAUUAGCCUCUCCGACGUCAUUGUCGACUUUACCACGGAUGCCUACACAGGCCAUGACCUAUAUGCGCCUCGGCAUAGCGUGGUGUCUGAGGGCUCCGGGUCUGAGCGGCCGAAUCUGAAGCGCAAGAAGACAGCGCACUCCGGGAUCAAGCGACCUGAUAUGAAGAGUCUACAGCCCUUGUCGACAGGGGGGAUGAGCAUGCCACCAACUCCUCAAGGUCUCUUGACCCCCUCUCAUCCACCGCAAGGCUUCCCAAACCAAACCUUUCACUCGCAUUCUGCGGUACUCCACACGCCCACAGGAUUGCCUCAACACCAUAGCAUGCCGGGCCAAGACGCCCAACUACACAUCUCUCGAGGACUAGUCGACGAUGUCGCCGCCAGCGACGCGGCGGUCGCCGCAGCCGCUGCAGCCGGCUUUACCAUGGCCCACCACUCGGGCCAAGGUUCGCAUAUGGUGGCCCAGCAGCUGGCAACUGCAACCUUCAGUCCCCAGUUCAACUUCUCCCAGCUCGCAGGUCCGAGCGGCAGUGCCGCCGCCGGCGACAACUCGCAAAGCGCGGGAGCGGCAGGCCAGGAGCAGCUCGACAACGGCGGCACCUACGACCCCAUGUUCGGCACGAUCCCCACCAACGCCUUCUCGAGCCCGGCGGCUUGGCACGGCGGCGGCGACGACGCGAAGCCCGCGGGCCAGGUUCUCGCCCACAGCCCCGGAGAGCGCAGCAACAACGGCAGCGCCGGGACGGGGCCCGGUGAGGAGAAGGACCCGUUCCUCAGUCUGCUGGAGCAGCUUGCUGAGAGCGAGGGCGCGCGGGGCCUCAGUGGCAGUGGCAACGAUCUUGAUUUCUUCUUUGGGGUUGGGCAUGUGUCGUAG
This is a messenger RNA of Thyridium curvatum, 2607 nucleotides long. RefSeq lists its product as uncharacterized. The record is from RefSeq and is a predicted model, not a curated record. Gene Ontology annotation, molecular function: zinc ion binding; DNA binding. Gene Ontology annotation, cellular component: nucleus. NCBI's taxonomy places the organism in Eukaryota, Fungi, Ascomycota, Sordariomycetes, Thyridiales, Thyridiaceae. Gene Ontology annotation, biological process: DNA-templated transcription. The coding region runs from base 1 to 2607 and encodes 868 amino acids. The transcript has 5 exons.